Helianthus annuus (common sunflower) is the source of this 2405-nucleotide messenger RNA. RefSeq lists its product as uncharacterized. The coding region runs from base 18 to 2405 and encodes 795 amino acids. The record is from RefSeq and is a predicted model, not a curated record. Lineage: Eukaryota; Viridiplantae; Streptophyta; Magnoliopsida; Asterales; Asteraceae. The transcript is spliced from 9 exons.
AGGAGGAGGCUGCUCGUAUGCGGGCGGAAGCCGAGAAGUUGGUCGAGGCUGCUCGUGCGGGUGCGGAGCAGCUUGAGAAGGAUAAAGCUGCUUUUGAGAAGCAGAAGCAGACCUCUGAGUGGGCUGCUACUGUCCAACUGAAACAGGUGCGUACCCUUGCUAAACUCCUUGCUGAUGAGCGUAAGCGUUGGGAGGAAAUUUCAUCCAACGAGCGCAAGAAGUGGAACGAAUCUUGGGCUAAGCAGAACAAUCUUCUGUUUCAUACUCGGCAGGAGCUAGCAAACGCCAAGGCGGCAAAUGUUGCCUUGGGCAAUGAAAAAGCUGCGGCUGAGGCCGCAGCAGCUAAAGCGCUGCAGGCAAAGGAUGAGGCCCUGAAGGCGCUUGAAGAGGCCAAAGCAGCCGGGGCUCGUGCCUCAAAGGCCCUUGAAGAGGCCGCGGAGAAGGAGAGCCGUUCUUCCAAGGCUCUGGAAGAGGUGAAUGCGGAGCGCAUUCGUUUGGAUAAGGUUGUUUCCAGCCUUCAGGCUGAGGUUCAGUCCCGGGCGGUUGCGGUUACGGACCUUACUGCCCGCGUGUCUGAUGCGGAGAAGCGAGCCGACGCUGCCGUUGAGGCCAAGGAUGUCUUGGUGUCCUCUUUUAACCAGCUGGAAGCUGACCGUGAGUGGCUGCGGACUCACGACAUUGCGCGUAUUGUCGAGGCUAUCAUGAAUGCUCCUGAGACCUCAUCUGGUUUGGACCUGGGUGAAAACCCUGAACGGCCUUUAGUGGCCGAAGAAGAAGAAGAUGGGACUGCCGGUAGUGGAUUACCGGCGCUGAAGUGGACCAGGAAAAGCUUUGAUCGCCUUAUGCUUGAGGUCCAAAUGCCCUCGGAGUAUGGGGCUCGGUACCCAUCAGAGGGUGAUACUGGUGCCGACGCUCCGGCCGGUUAUGUGACCAUGUGGUCCGAUUUCUUCGUAGAUUGUAACCUCCGAUUACCGUUGACGGUGUUUGUUGUGGAUAUCUUGGAGUGGUACAGGGUCCACAUUUCUCAAGUGAGUCCAUUUGGGAUGAUUCGGAUUCGUAAUUUUGAGUUUACCUUUCGUGCUCUUGGCAUAGAGCCUACCGUCGGAGAUUUCCGACGGUUUUAUCAGAUGACGGUGUUCAUGGGGUUCUUUUCUUUCCGUCAACGAGACGGUACCCCGAAGCUGAUGACUCCCCCUAAGGGGAUGACGAUGUGGAAGAAGAAGUUCUUCUAUAUCAAGUCUGCUGCCCUUGCUGUGGAUAUGACGUUUCGGAAUGUGACCGAGACGAUCAUAGCAGAGACCAUUGCGAUGCCCAGUUUGAAAUCAGUGCAAUGGUUCCCGCAGCUGCAGACUAUUGAGUCUGUGAAAUUGACCAACACGCAACUAUGGCUGUUGCGUAUGAUGUUGAGGAGGGGCAAGAACUCGAAACCCGUGGUGCGGGAAAAGAGCGGUGAAGAUGCUCCCGCAUGGAGGAUGUUUGCUCCGGAUUUCGAGGGUACGGUUGAGACCGUAGUUUGUGCGGAUGGUGAACAGGAUCACAACACUAUCAUCCGUAGUAACUUCCGGGUGCCUACUGCGGCUGCACUGGCAGUUGAGUUGCCAGUAGGCAAAGGUGAUCUUAGGGCCUUGGGGGACCCUGAAGCGAAAGGUGUGCCAAAGAGGCAAACUGUGAAGGGCGUGCGCUUUUGCCAAAAGAAGAUAAAGGAGGUCACUACUGUGCCUCAUCUGGUGCCGCAGGCAGCAGCCGCGGAGUCACGUUCUGGUGCUGCGAAGAAGCAGGCAGAAGAGGUGGCUGCGGGAGGGACAGCUGCGGGUCCCCCUGUGAUUGGUGAGAAGAGGAGGCCAGAGCAGAAAGCUGCUGGUGGUGUUGAAACCAAACGUCGGAGGCUAGUAACCAAAAGGUCUGCUCCGGCGCAGAAAAAACCUGCGGUUGUCGUUGAGCGUCAAGAUGAAGAUUUUUCUAUCUUCGAUGCUCCGGAGUCCCCUCCGCGUGCCAUGGGUGCGGGUGGAACGGAGGUGCCGUCGACACCUCCUGUCAAGGUGGUACCUGAGUCAACCGUGCAGAAGGAGGGUACCGCAGAGAAUGCUGCGGCCCAGAUAUUCGAUACUGUCGACUCGUCUAACAACCUGAUCUCUCCCAAUGAGGGAGACGAUUUGAGUUUGCGGUUCACUGCUACUGGGAAGCAACAUUCUGACGCUGAACCGCAAAAAACUGGCGCUGAAGCGCGGCAGCAUGAUGCUGGGCCGCAGAAGUCUUCGGUUGAUAAGGGUACUAGCUCGUCUGCCGGUGGUGCGGGGGGGAUGAUAUUGCUAACGACCCUGCGGCCUGCAGGGAGAUCUUGGGCGGUCUGGGGACCCCCUUUGAAGUUGAGCGGGCUCGUGCCGCACCGCGGGAGCUGCGUAUAA